Molecule: messenger RNA, 1310 nt
Organism: Notothenia coriiceps (black rockcod)
Lineage: Eukaryota; Metazoa; Chordata; Actinopteri; Perciformes; Nototheniidae
Gene: phlda3
Product: pleckstrin homology-like domain, family A, member 3
Exons: 2
Coding region: 258-689 (143 amino acids)
Biological process (GO): positive regulation of apoptotic process
Molecular function (GO): phosphatidylinositol phosphate binding
Source: RefSeq, a predicted model, not a curated record
ACAUAUCCAGGCAGACCAGCCUACCAACCUCAAUGAAGAGUUGUCAGUGGGGCUUGGAUUGUAUUUAUACGCGGACUAUAAGAGAAACUGUAUUGGCUAUUAAUAUUAAUGUCGUAGCUAAAACCGAUACGUUUUCCUGGGGGACACCUGACACCGACAAAAUAACGGAUGUGUAUGUGGGUAAAUCUUGAGCCGCAUCACUCCUGAGCAGGCUACUGUGUUCCGGCUCUGUCUGAAGACUUCGCCUCAGUGUGGCCAUGUCGCUCCCGGCCAAAGUGAUGCGAGACGGGCUGCUGGAGAAGCGCAGCAGCGGGCUCCUCCAGCUGUGGAAGAAGAAGCGCUGUGUGCUCACCGAGGAAGGGCUGCGGCUGCACAACUGCAGAGGAGGCGGCGGCGGAGGUGGGGAUGCUCGUAGCUCGGCCUGGAGCUCCAGAGCCAAGGAACUCCGCUUUGAGCGCAUGGCCACGGUAGACUGCGUGGAGUACAAACGAGGGCUGGUGUAUUUCACCGUGGUCAUGGCCACAGGGAAGGAGAUAGACUUUCGAUGUCCUCAGGAGGGCACGGCGUGGAACGCGGAGAUCGCUUUGGCUCUGGUGCGCUAUAAGAACCUGCAGGCCGUGCAGACAGGGAGGAACAGGCACCUGUCCACAGCACACCUGGGCAGCACUGGGGAGGAUGAGGAGCUCUGAGCUGGUAACGCCUUUCUACGUCAUGGUAGUGAACCAAUCAGCGUUGAGAAUGGUCGAGAAUACAAGAUCCAUCUGAUUGAUCCUGUGGUGAAAGGCAUGAUGGGAUGUACAAUACUGCCAUCAGUCAAUGUGGAUUAAAGGACCAGGAACCGCCGUCACAGACACUCUUCUAGUCUUCUUAAAUGUGCUUAUUCACGCUGUCUUACAAAGCCUAGGAAUCUGAUAUAUUGUAAGCAUUGAAAAAACCUCAUUGACUGAGGUCCUGCCUAAGGAAAAGAUGAAAGACAGAAACUGUGUAGCUGGGACACUUUUUGCCCUUGUGCCUUGAUGUUUCCAAAUAUCUUCCAUUUUGGACAUCAUUUGCCAAUGUUUUCCAACGUUGUUGAAAAAGGAGUCACUUUAUUUUUUCAGUGUUGCUUUCGAUAGAAACAUAUCGCUGAGUUACUGGCUUUGAAACUGUUUGUUAUAGACUGAACAGAUCUGCAUGCUAUUUCUUAAGUUGAACAUGAAGUACAAAUAUUUUGCUCAUAUUCAUUGCACAUUGUAUUCUAUAUAUUUGCUGAAGCCAUGUACAGUAUUACCAUACAAUCUUAAAAAGAUUAAAUACAUUUGUGUCUGUAA